AACCUCAAAAAAAAUCUUGCAGGCUCCCCAAAAACGUGCAGCGGCGAAAUCUGAAAAUCCAAUCGCUUUUGGGUGAAAAUUGUGUGCUUUAAUUCAUUCUUUUUUCAGUUAGUUCGCAGUCUUCGUUCCUUACAAAAUGGCUCUUCACGUUCCUAGAGCUCCCGGAUUCUCUUCCAUGCUCAAAGAAGGAGCCAGGCAUUUCUCAGGUCUGGAAGAGGCAGUCUUCCGAAAUAUUAGCGCCUGUAAGCAGUUUGCGGACACAGUAAAAACAGCCUAUGGUCCAAAUGGUAUGAACAAAAUUGUCAUCAACCAUAUUGAAAAGUUAUUUGUAACCAAUGAUGCCGCUACUAUCAUCAGAGAACUUGAGAUUGAGCAUCCAGCCGCUAAACUCAUGAUCCUUGCCUCCGAGAUGCAAGAGCAAGAAAUAGGUGAUGGAACCAACUUUGUAAUAAUGUUUGCUGGUGCUUUAUUAGAGAACGCUGAAGAGCUUUUAAGACUGGGAUUGACCCCAACAGAGGUUUCGGAAGGGUAUGAGGUUGCUCUUGCAAAAGCUCUUGAGAUUCUUCCUACCCUGGUAGUCGAUGAAGUGAAGGACCCCCGCAAUAUCAAUGAAGUCAAAAGAGCUAUGAGGACAUCCAUUAUGAGCAAACAGAAUGGCAAUGAAGACUUUCUUGCAGAACUUAUCACCAAAGCAUGUGUUUCUGUGUUACCAGAAGAGACAUCUUUCAAUGUAGAUAACAUCAGAGUUUGCAAAAUCUUGGGAUCUGGUUUAUUUAGCUCAGAAGUGAUAAACGGAAUGGUGUUCAAGCGUGGAGUUGAAGGUGAUAUCAUCAAAAAGAGCAAGGCUAAAGUAGCUGUGUUUACGUGUGCUGUUGACAUUGCACAAACAGAAACAAAGGGAACAGUCUUGAUCAAGACCGCGGAAGAACUGAAAACAUUCAGCCGUGGAGAAGAACACAUCCUAGAGGAACAGAUCAAGGCGAUCGCAGAUGCUGGUGUGGAUGUCAUUGUGGCAGGAGCCAAGUUCGGAGACAUGGCGCUCCACUAUGUUAACAAAUACAAGAUGAUGGCAGUCAGGCUGAACAGUAAAUUUGAUUUGCGACGCCUUUGCAAAACUGUUGGAGCCACAGCCUUACCACGUCUGACGGCUCCAAAUAAAGAAGAGCUUGGAUACGCGGACAGUGUUUAUGUAGAUGAAGUCGGCGAUACUUCCAUUGUAGUAUUCAAGCUGGAAGGGAAGGAGUCUCGCGUUUCCACGAUUGUCAUUCGAGGGUCAACAGACAACUACAUGGAUGACAUCGAGCGAGCUGUUGAUGAUGGAGUCAACACUUUCAAAGUUUUGUCAAGGGAUGGACGGUUAGUGCCAGGAGCUGGUGCUGUGGAAAUUGAACUAGCGCAUAGGAUAACUGAACAUGGAAACACACUCUCUGGUUUGGAACAGUAUGCUGUGAAAAAGUUUGGUACUGCCUUGGAGAGUUUUGUGAAGACACUUGCCGACAACUCUGGAGUCAAAUCGAAUGAAGUUAUCUCCAAACUUUAUGCUGCCCAUAGCGAAGGGAAUAAGAACGCCGGUUUUGAUAUUAAUGGUAACGGUGAGAUUCUCAACUCCAAAGAUGAAAACAUCCUGGAUUUAUAUUUGCUGAAAUUUUGGGGCUUGAAGUAUGCCACUAACGCUGCCUGCACCAUUCUUAAAGUAGACCAGAUUAUCAUGGCCAAGCGAGCGGGUGGACCUAAACCUAGACAAGGUCCAGCAGACGAGGAUGAUUAGAUCUAUUGAAUGAAACUUACCUCUGCCGACUUCAAAGGUCAUCUAUCUCAAGUCUGCGUGAAUGUGUAAAUAGCUUUCUCUUCAUCACUAACUCUUUACUCAUUCUGAGGCAUUUUCAUCAAUUCUUUGGAUGAGAGAAAAAACAUGAUAGUAUUUUCCGAAGCUUCCUAACUAUUUUUCUAGUUCCGCACCGUAACCUGUGAUUGCAUUUAUUCCUUUAAUCUUUUAUGAACAAAUGUGUUUUCCUUUUUCUAUCAAACAUAAUGAGUUUUAAGCUAUCUCUUGAAAAUUUAGCUGUAAACUAUUUUUGGCAUUAAUAAGGGAGGUGCAACAGUUUUCUCCACAGAGGAAACGCAUCGCAGAAUAAUUGUAAAAUGAUCUAAAGGAAAUUUCAAUAUUAGUCAGCUUCAUGAACUAUUCAUCUCCCUUAAAAAAAUUGUCCAUAAUUCUUCAAGAGAAAAUAUCAAUCUCGGUUCUCCCUUCUGUAAUAUGAAGCUUAUUUUUAAUGAAAUGCCCAACAUUCAAUUGACCUAACCGUACACAUGUUAUGAAUGUGCAUCUCUAGGUGUUCCUUAAUUGAAGCUAUCUCUCAUUUUGCACUGUGUGUACGUUUUUUUUAUAAAAAAUAGUUUUCCUUUGUAUUUUUAAUAAAAUAUUUAUAAAAUAAAAA
Bemisia tabaci is the source of this 2438-nucleotide messenger RNA. RefSeq names its product chaperonin containing TCP1 subunit 8 (gene CCT8). Gene Ontology annotation, biological process: protein folding. Lineage: Eukaryota; Metazoa; Arthropoda; Insecta; Hemiptera; Aleyrodidae. The record is from RefSeq and is a predicted model, not a curated record. Gene Ontology annotation, molecular function: ATP binding; ATP hydrolysis activity; ATP-dependent protein folding chaperone.